UGGGUGCGUCCCGCGAGCUCGGGAAGCCGAGUGGAGUGAGUCGCCGGGGCCGCGCCGCUGUGCGAGAGGCUGCUGAUGCUCGCGCGCCACGCUAGCCUGCGCGAGCGCCGUCGUCGUGUUUUGUUUUCGCGCACCUAGGGACUGUUUGGGUUUUGUUUUGUUUUGUUCCCCCCUCAGAUCGAUCAAGGUGAUAAAAAAAAAAAAAAAGAAAAGAACCAAAAUGCGACGGAAAUGGCAGAACUCCACCUUCUGAGACACCCAAAUAACAGAUUAAGUGCAGUUUUUAUACAGUGCUAAUUGAAAAACUUCCAAAAGACUCAACUAUGCAGAAAGACAUCAUCAAAGCAGAUAGAGGUGACAUACGAGUAAACUCAUUUUUUGACCAAAGUUUUUUACCCCCACUUAUUACUGAGUAUGAGAAACAACUGGAAAAGCUAAAUGCACAGCUGAAAAAUUAUCAGAAAUGCAUGGGUGAGAUGAAACUACACUUUGAAAAUCUCAUCAGAGAAAAUGAAAGGUUGCACAGUGAAUUAAAAGAUACUGUUGAAAAGCAACUGGAGGCCCUUCCCUUUGAAACAGAGCUAGGUCAUGAUAUAUACUCAGAUGAUGAAACAGUCAAGAACUUUCAACAACAGCUGCAACUAGUCAAUCAAGAAAAAACUUGGACGAUGGAACUAUGGCAGACUGCUUCUCAGGAGUUAGAAAGGAUGCAGAAACUUUAUCAGGAACAUAUGACUGAAGUCCAGCUUCAUGUAUUUGAAAGCCAAAAGCAAAAGGAUCAGCUGAACAAUUUUCAUCAACUGACCAAAAAGCUUCAUGUUGCUAAUGAAAACAUAGAAAUAACUAACCAACACUUUCUGAAAAUAGUAACUGAACAAAAUGUGGAGAUUGAGCAACUCCGAGAACAUCUUAGGCAAGCCAAGUUAGAUCUGAGAGUUGCAGUAACCAAAGUAGAAGAGUUAACUAGAGUGACUGAAGAUCUUCAUGGUCAGAUGCUAAAGAAGGAGGAGGAUAUUGUAUCUGCCCAAGGAAAAGAGGAAGCAUCAGAUAAGCGCUUACAACAGUUGCAGUCUAGUAUAAAACAAUUAGAAAGAAGAUUAUGUGCAGCACUUGAUGAAGUCAGCCUGUUAAGAACUCAGAAAACACAUCUGGAGAAACAGACCAUGGAGCUACAUGCAAAGUACAGUGUAACAGAAAAAGAGAAGUACGAGGCUAUUGCAAGAGCCAGAGAUAGCAUGCAACUCUUAGAAGAAGCUAACCUUAAAAAAAAUCAGUCCUUUACCACAGUGUACCCUGGAUUUUGUCCAGUUGAAUCAGAAGACUCUUGUUCGAAGUCAACAGAAGCUGAGCUCCCAGAGGUUCUGCUUGAAGAAAAACAAAAAGAAGAAGACAGAGAGAAAAUGAAAAAAACAAUUUCUCAGCUUCUUCAAGAUGCCUCCAUAAAAGCCAGAAAAGAAGUUGAAAGCACUAAAAAACAGUAUGAGGUACUGAUUUCUCAAUUAAGGGAAGAACUUUCAGCCCUUCAAAUGGAGUGUGAUGAAAAACAAGACCAAAUUGAUCGAGCGAUUAGAGGAAAAAAAACUGUGGAAGAAGAACUAGAAAAGAUUUACAGGGAAGGCAAACAGGAUGAAGGUGAUUACAGAAAAUUUGAAGAAAUGCACCAAAGAUGUCUUGCUGCAGAGCGUUCAAAGGAUGAUCUUCAGCUGAGACUUCAGAGUGCAGAAAAUAAAAUAAAACAACUUGAAAUUAAUUCCUCAGAGGAGAUACUGCGUUCCCAUGAAAUGAUUCAGAAGCUUCAAACUGUACUGGAGUCUGAGAGAGAGAACUGUGGCUUUGUCAGUGAGCAAAGACUGAAGCUUCAACAAGAAAAUGAACACUUACAGAAAGAGACUGAGGAUUUAAGAAAAAUUGCUGUGGAGGCUCAAAAGAAAGCAAAAUUAAAGAUCAGUACCAUGGAGCAGGAAUUUUCAAUCAAGGAACAUGGGUUUGAAGUUCAGUUGAGAGAGAUGGAAGAUAGUAAUCGAAAUUCCAUUAUUGAACUGAGGCAUCUUUUAGCCACUCAACAGAAGACAGCCAACAGAUGGAAAGAAGAAACAAAGAAACUUACUGAAAGUGCAGAAGUUAGGAUCAGCAAUCUAAAGAGUGAGCUGAAUCGACAGAAACUUCAUACCCAAGAACUUCUUUCUCAGCUCGAAAUGGCAAACGAAAAGGUCGUUGAGAAUGAAAAGUUAAUUCUGGAACAUCAAGAAAAAGCCAACAGACUUCAAAGGCGUCUAAGUCAGGCAGAAGAGAGAGCUGCUUCAGCAUCCCAGCAGCUCAGUGUGAUUACAGUGCAGAGAAGAAAAGCAACCUCCAUGAUGAAUCUGGAAAAUAUUUAAAAAUAUUCAUAGUUCACUGACAGACUGUAGAGUUAAGAAAGCUGUUGGACUAGAAGUAUAUUGAAAUGGUGAAGCCUGCAGAGAGUGGUGAAGGCUUGUGUCAUUUUGCAUAAGCAUUUUCCAUUCUCUUUUGAGGAUUAUUGGGAAACAGAACAGUGACAGCUUCCUGUAAGUAAAAAAGAAAAAAAUAUAUAAUUCUAUGUCUGAGCUUCUGUGGAGAAUAAAACCAGCUGAGAAGAA
This is a messenger RNA of Jaculus jaculus (lesser Egyptian jerboa), 2618 nucleotides long. It is a transcript of the gene Sclt1, whose product is annotated as sodium channel and clathrin linker 1. NCBI's taxonomy places the organism in Eukaryota, Metazoa, Chordata, Mammalia, Rodentia, Dipodidae. Gene Ontology annotation, biological process: cilium assembly; clustering of voltage-gated sodium channels. The transcript is spliced from 22 exons. The coding region runs from base 324 to 2378 and encodes 684 amino acids. Gene Ontology annotation, cellular component: centriole. The record is from RefSeq and is a predicted model, not a curated record.